This is a messenger RNA of Electrophorus electricus (electric eel), 676 nucleotides long. Its product is annotated as tumor susceptibility gene 101 protein. The record is from RefSeq and is a predicted model, not a curated record. Gene Ontology annotation, biological process: protein modification process; endosome to lysosome transport; protein transport. Lineage: Eukaryota; Metazoa; Chordata; Actinopteri; Gymnotiformes; Gymnotidae. Gene Ontology annotation, molecular function: ubiquitin binding. Gene Ontology annotation, cellular component: ESCRT I complex.
GCAUAGUCCAAACACACGUACUUCAAGGAAAGACAAAAACAUAGCACACCUAUUGUGUGUUAUAGUUCAGGAAAAAAAUAGGGUGUCUAUUUAAUCCAGCAUAAUCAUGACAACUAUAACUAAGAAAUCUGUGAAGAAAAUGUUACCUAAGACAUAUAAACACAGAAAAGUGGUUUUGGCAGAGAUCAUAACUGUCCUGUCCCAGUACAAGUACCUGGAACCAGUGCUAGACAGAUUUGUUUACACUGAUGGCACUGUGAAACAAUUGAUAAGCUUGGUAGGAACCAUCCAAGUGGUGUGCCAAGGGAAGCAUUAUAACACCCCAGUAUGUAUAUGGUUGGAACAAAGCUAUCCCUGCACUGCUCCAAUCUGCUAUGUACAUCCCACCAAAGAGAUGAUGGUUAUUUCAAGCAGCUAUAUGAAUAAUAAUGGGCAGGUUUUACUACCCUAUUUGGACGAAUGGACACAUCCUGAGUAUGACCUCAUUAGCCUGAUUCAAGUGAUGAUUGCUGUCUUUAGUGAGACACCUCCUUUGUGUAUGCGGCCCAAGGCAGAUAAAAGUUCGGAACAAAAGGCCCUAACAAAUUCACAGGCAUACUCAGUGGCAGAGAACUGUGUGGCACUGUUGAGAGAGGAUGGGCUUCCUUUCCAAGGAAACAAUGAAACCAACUGUUGA